This is a messenger RNA of Prosopis cineraria, 1759 nucleotides long. RefSeq names its product 5'-adenylylsulfate reductase 3, chloroplastic-like. The record is from RefSeq and is a predicted model, not a curated record. Bases 71 to 1474 code for a protein of 467 amino acids. Gene Ontology annotation, molecular function: phosphoadenylyl-sulfate reductase (thioredoxin) activity. Lineage: Eukaryota; Viridiplantae; Streptophyta; Magnoliopsida; Fabales; Fabaceae. The transcript has 5 exons.
GAGAGCAGCCAAUCCUUCCCACGCAUUACACAGAACCGAACACCGAUUUCAAUUCGUUGAGAUUUCAAUCAUGGCGCUUGCUGUUACCUCUUCUUCUUCUUCAUCCGCGGUUUCUAAUUCAAGUUUCCCGCGUUUCAGUUCUUCCUCUGAGCCUAAAGCCUCGCAAUUUGGCUCUUUUUGGAUUUUGGAUAAACCGCAUGUUUCAUCCGGGGCUGUGAAUUUGUCACAAAGACAUGGCCUGGUGAAACCUGUACAUGCCGAACCUCAACGGAAGGAUUCAGUUGUGCCCCUUGCAGCAGCUAUCGUUGCUCCUGAGGUAGAUGGCAAAGAGUUAGAUUAUGAGCAAUUAGCUUCAGACCUUGAAAAUGCCUCCCCUCUUGAAAUAAUGGAUACGGCCUUGGAACAAUUUGGCAACGACAUAGCUAUUGCUUUCAGUGGUGCCGAAGACGUAGCUUUAAUUGAGUAUGCACAUUUGACGGGCCGCCCCUUCAGGGUGUUCAGUCUGGACACUGGAAGACUGAACCCAGAAACUUAUAGGCUUUUUGAUGCAGUUGAGAAGCAUUACAAUAUUCACAUUGAGUACAUGUUCCCAGAUGCAGUUGAGGUUCAGGCAUUGGUAAGAAGUAAGGGGCUCUUCUCAUUCUAUGAGGAUGGCCACCAAGAGUGCUGCCGAGUGAGGAAGGUAAGACCCUUACGGAGAGCCCUUAAGGGCCUCAGGGCAUGGAUCACUGGGCAAAGGAAAGAUCAAUCCCCUGGAACAAGGUCCGAGAUCCCUGUUGUUCAGGUUGAUCCAGUUUUUGAAGGACUGGAUGGUGGAAUCGGCAGCCUGGUAAAGUGGAACCCGGUGGCUAACGUGAAAGGUCAUGACAUAUGGAACUUCCUUAGGACCAUGAAUGUGCCUGUUAAUGAAUUACAUUCACAAGGAUACGUUUCAAUUGGUUGUGAGCCAUGCACAAGGCCAGUUUUACCUGGGCAACAUGAAAGGGAGGGAAGGUGGUGGUGGGAAGAUGCCAAAGCCAAGGAGUGUGGUCUUCACAAAGGAAAUAUCAAACAGGAAGAUGGUGCCCAGUUUGGUGGGAAUGGAAAUGGCACUGCCCAUGCAAAUGCCACAGUGGCAGACAUUUUUAACUCCCAGAGUGUGGUCAGCUUGAGCAGGACCGGAAUCGAGAAUCUGGUGAAAUUGGAGAUCCGAAAAGAGCCAUGGCUUGUUGUGCUUUAUGCACCAUGGUGCCCCUUCUGCCAGGCCAUGGAGGAAUCCUACGUUGACUUGGCAGAGAAGUUGGAAGGAUCAGGUAUUAAGGUUGGCAAGUUCAGAGCAGACGGAGAGCACAAGGAUUUUGCAAAACAACAACUGGGGCUAGGAAGCUUCCCCACGAUAUUGUUCUUCCCAAAACAUUGUUCUCGGCCUAUAAAAUACCCUUCUGAGAAGAGAGACGUUGAUUCAUUGAUGGCCUUUGUUAAUGCCCUGCGAUAAUGAAUAUCUAAUCAAUCAAUGAACCGUUGAUUGUUUGUGUUUUCAUUUCAACCGAAGAUACAUGUGCAACUUUGCCUCGCAUAGCAUUGAUAGUCAUCCAUUAAGAGAUUUUUGGUGACUCGUUAUGAAGUGGGAAGGGCAAGUUUUGACUCAAAUUUAGGAAAAGAAAUGGGUUGCGUUUAUGUAUAUUUCUAGAUGAGUUCUCUCAAUGUUUGAUGGUAGCACGUAUUCGGCAAAGAGGAGCUUUUAUUCCUGCUCUCUAAAUAAAUGGUCUUUUUAACAUUA